CUGAAGGCGACAGCCCCGGCUUCCCAUGCACAGCAUGACGUCAGGUGGACAGCACUUCGGGAAAAUACCAUAGUGAUCCUGAGUGAUCUAUAUAGUCUCAAACCACAUAGCAACACAUUCAAAUAGCUGAUUGCUCUUAAACACAAAGUCUACGCAUGGCAAUUAACUACUCCAUUUACCUUACUUGCAAACUUAGUAUAUCCUCAGAAAACUUCCAAAUUGUUCAAGCAUCUUAUUAAAAGGAACUUAAUAUAUUUAGUGGACGUGGGGGCCUUCGGCACGCUUCAUGUCGUCGCUUGCACAGCAGCGCGACAAGCGCAACUACGCAUUGCAUCUUUUAUAUACUAGACAGGAGUUCGACGAGUGCCUAAAGCAAAUUGACAAAGUAUUAGAGGAGACAGAUGGAUUAUGCGAGUACGCAAUUUACAUCAAGGCGCUCAUCAUGCGCCAUAGAGGCAAAAUCCAGGAGUCCCUGCAGCUGUUCCAGCAGGCCACCGCCAUCAACCCCCACAACGUCGCAAACCUCAAACAGGUGGGUCGCUCCCUGUACCUGCUGGGCAAGCACAAGGCGGCGGUGGACGUGUACGAGGAGGCGGCCAAGUUCGGGGCGCCCGACUGGGAGAUCAUGCACAACAAGGGGCUGUGCUUCAUGUACCUCAAGCUGUACGACAGGGCCAUCGAGUCGUUCCGCGUUGCCAUCGACAUCCAGCCGCACGACUCCACCUUCCUGCAGCUGGGCAAGGUGUACAGCAUGAUGGACGACUACGGACAGGCCAUCAACGUGUACAUGGAGGCGCUGGAGCACUCCCCGGAGAACCCCGAGAUCCUCACCACACUGGGGCUGCUGUUCCUGCGCACCAACGACAACAGCCGCGCCUUCGACUACCUGAGCACCUCGCUCACCCACGACCCGCGCAACCCGCGGACCAUCCUGGCAGCGGGAUCCAUCAUACAGGACCACUCCGACAUGGAUGUGGCGCUGGUGAAGUACCGCGUGGCUGCAGUGCAGACGCCCAACAGCCCGCAGCUGUGGAACAACAUAGGCAUGUGCUUCUUCGGGAAGCAGCGAUACAUCGCCGCCAUCGCCUGCCUCAAGAAAGCCCUCUACCUGGGCCCCUUCGAGUGGAUCAUCUCCUACAAUCUGGGCCUGGUGCACCUGCACACCGGGCAGUACGCCUCCGCAUUCCAUUACUUCUCCGCCUCCGUCAACCUCAAACCCGACUUUGCGCACAGCUACAUGUACCUGGCGGUCACACUGGCGCGACUGGACGACUUUGAGAACGCGUGUGCGGCGUACGAGAAGGCGAUUCAGAUGGCGGGGGCGCCGGGGGAGCCCGUGUUCCACCUGAACUAUGCCAUCCUGCUGUACAACCAGAAGCAGACCGACGCCGCCCGCGCGCACCUGGCGCACUUCCGCUCGCUGUUCGCGGAGCUGGAUGAGGAGGCGCGGCGGGCGGACCCGGAGGUGGCGGAGCAGUCGGCACUGCUGGGGCAGCUCCUGGGAGUGUAGGGGUAAAGAGGAAACAUCUAAAUGACCGU
This is a messenger RNA of Astrephomene gubernaculifera, 1539 nucleotides long. Lineage: Eukaryota; Viridiplantae; Chlorophyta; Chlorophyceae; Chlamydomonadales; Astrephomenaceae. The record is from the annotation of a GenBank genome assembly.